Corapipo altera (White-ruffed manakin) is the source of this 787-nucleotide messenger RNA. RefSeq names its product serine/threonine-protein kinase PAK 3-like. Lineage: Eukaryota; Metazoa; Chordata; Aves; Passeriformes; Pipridae. Bases 228 to 536 code for a protein of 102 amino acids. Gene Ontology annotation, cellular component: cytoplasm. Gene Ontology annotation, biological process: regulation of axonogenesis; regulation of MAPK cascade; intracellular signal transduction. The transcript is spliced from 5 exons. The record is from RefSeq and is a predicted model, not a curated record. Gene Ontology annotation, molecular function: ATP binding; protein serine/threonine kinase activity.
AGAGGAAACUACCUCGAGCUGACCCUCCUCAGGCUCCUUCUCUUCCUUCACUUUCUGAGGAUACAGAGGAGGAAGACAACAAUGAAACUCCACCUGUUGUUGCACCAGAGCCUGAACAGCCAAACUCUACCAAUACAUGCUCUGGAACAAAAUCUUCCACUGCCCUGGAAGCCGCUGCACUGGAAGCCGCUGAAAAAGACAACACUCCCACACCUGAGAUCACCUACAUGAGCACUUCCAGCAGUUCCUGCAGCAGCAACAACUGGCAGCAAGAGACGGUAGAGGAGGACAGCCUAGAGAAACUGAGGAGCAUUGUGAGUGUGGGAGAUCCUAUGAAGAAGUACGUUGAAUGGGAAAAAAUUGCCAGCGGGGCUUUCGGAACGGUCUAUGCAGUGACCGACACUGCCACAGGAGGAGAGGUGGCCAUAAAGCAAGUGUGUCUCCAAAAACAGCUCAAAAAGGAACAAAUUGUCGAUGAGCUCAUUAUCAUGAGGGACAACAACCAUCCAAAUAUUGUUAACUAUUUAGACAGGUAAGUAGUUCGGGUAUGAUCAUGUGACUGUUCCUUCACAGACUGCAAGCCAAAGGUUAAAAGAAGCCCCUUUGGUCUCUGGCAGAGAAGUCAGCUUUUUAGUAUUAUUUUUUAUCUAUUCCUAUACAAGGUAUGGCAGGAGAGUGCAUUUUGUCUGCAUUCAUCUUUUCUGGCAUGCAUUGUUUCAAGUCAUCCCUAUCUUCCUAAAACAACAGCCUGGAAGUUCAUUACUUCCAGGUUGAUUUUGCUGUUUGU